AAGGAGAUUCAAGAUGGCGGCGAGUGUCGUUCGUCAGUGUGGUCGCCAUUUUCUGGGCAAAUCAUUAAUCCGCCGUGUUCCUGUUGUUUCUUCUGUCCGACAUCUACGUCGGCUCCCUGUAAGUGAGGUUGAAGAGGAAAUGAAACCGCUGAAGUUGCAGGGCGAAUUAGCCUCCAUGGCAGGAACUAUUAUGUACCCUAAUGAAGAAUCUGCUAAGUGGGAUGUUGAUGUUCCUAUUCAGGAAAAGCUGGUUACAAACAUGACAGUCAACUUUGGUCCCCAACAUCCAGCUGCCCAUGGAGUGUUGAGGCUUGUUUUGGAACUUGAUGGAGAGGUGAUUAUGCGUGCAGAUCCACACAUUGGUCUUUUGCAUCGUGCAACAGAGAAGUUGAUAGAAUACAAAACAUAUCUGCAGGCCCUGCCUUACUUCGAUCGCCUGGAUUAUGUCUCCAUGAUGACAAAUGAGCAGUGUUACUCCUUGGCAGUGGAGAGACUUCUUAACAUCGACAUUCCAGAAAGAGCUAAAUGGAUUAGAGUGUUAUUUGCAGAGAUCACCAGAAUACUGAACCACAUCAUGGGUGUAGGUACUCAUGCUCUUGAUGUAGGUGCCAUGACACCAUUCUUUUGGUUGUUUGAAGAGAGAGAAAAGUUGAUGGAAUUUUAUGAACGUGUGUCUGGUGCACGCAUGCAUGCAGCCUAUGUAAGACCAGGAGGAGUUUCCCUGGAUAUGCCAAUUGGUUUAAUGGAUGACAUUUAUGACUUCAUUUCAAAGUUUGCUGAGAGAAUAGAUGACCUUGAAGAGAUGUUGACAAACAACAGAAUCUGGAAACAGCGCACAGUUGAUAUUGGAGUGGUAACAGUGGAAGAUGCUCUUAAUUGGGGUUUCAGUGGAGUCAUGUUGCGUGGAUCUGGAAUCAAGUGGGAUCUGCGAAAAUCCCAGCCGUAUGAUGCCUAUGAUAAAGUGGAAUUUGAUGUUCCCAUCGGCAAAAAUGGAGACUGUUAUGACAGGUAUUUGAUCAGAGUGGAGGAAAUGCGGCAGAGUUUGAGAAUUAUUGAACAGUGUCUGAACAAGAUGCCUGCAGGAGAGAUUAAAGUAGAUGAUGCCAAAAUCUCACCACCAAAGAGGGCAGAAAUGAAGGAGUCUAUGGAAGCACUUAUUCACCAUUUCAAGCUCUACACGGAAGGUUAUCAAGUGCCACCGGGUACAACAUACACAGCGAUUGAGGCCCCUAAGGGAGAGUUUGGUGUUUAUCUUGUUUCGGACGGCACUAGCAGGCCUUACCGCUGUAAAAUAAAAGCUCCUGGAUUUGCACAUUUGGCUGGUUUGGAAAUGAUGUCCACUGGACAUAUGUUGGCUGAUGUUGUGGCCAUUAUUGGCACCCUUGAUGUCGUCUUUGGAGAAAUCGAUCGCUAAGCUCCUUAGUAAUCGGUAAAAUUAAGGUUUUCUUGCAUCAGAUGGUUAACUUUACAGCAUGUCUUUAUGACGUACUAUAUUUUUUAAAAAGUUAAGUGCAUAUGUUGAAUGAUAUUGUGUGCUACUGUCCGAAUUCUGGUUUUCUUAGAAGUUUUAUUGUUUUCAUCUCUGCCCCUCUUUGUAUUAAGGUGGAAAACUAUUAUCUGCAACUUGAACACAUUUCUUGAAAACGCGUUUCACAUGGAGAAAUGGUUGCGUGACGACUCAAAUUACAUCUGUGAAGGACAUGAAUGGCUGUCAGUAUAACUUUGUAAAAUAGAAGGAAAUUUCAAUAAACAACCUCUUAAGAUAAAUGGCAUUUUAUUGAAUUCUACAUAUUUUGGCGCCUUUACUGUUCUUUUCAUUCUUUUACUUGUCAAGGAAGGAAUUGUUGAGCGUAAGAAAAGACUGCACAUUUUUCUGUGUAACAAAAUGGCUCACAGAAAUUACACUUGUUUCGUAAUCGAUCGCAAGCAGAAAAAUAAACAAUUUUUUGAAGGUAAUAUUAUCAAGAUGGGCUAGAAACUUGAACAGGAACUUUGGUGAAAGAAGAACCUUAUUUUAGCUUUAUUUUCUAAACAGCAACCGCAAGGUUAAAAAGUCAAGGAAACAAUACUAUUUGUAGAAAAUCUCUUUCGUUAUUAAAUUUUUAAGUAACAAUU
Molecule: messenger RNA, 2115 nt
Organism: Pocillopora damicornis (cauliflower coral)
Lineage: Eukaryota; Metazoa; Cnidaria; Anthozoa; Scleractinia; Pocilloporidae
Product: NADH-ubiquinone oxidoreductase 49 kDa subunit
Biological process (GO): mitochondrial electron transport, NADH to ubiquinone
Cellular component (GO): respiratory chain complex I
Molecular function (GO): quinone binding; NAD binding; oxidoreductase activity, acting on NAD(P)H
Source: RefSeq, a predicted model, not a curated record